Salvelinus sp. IW2-2015 is the source of this 1388-nucleotide messenger RNA. Lineage: Eukaryota; Metazoa; Chordata; Actinopteri; Salmoniformes; Salmonidae. The record is from RefSeq and is a predicted model, not a curated record.
AUGAGCGCGGUGCYGGYCUUCCUGAAUGUGGUGGACAUAGCAGGACUGGUGAAGGGAGCUCACGCUCCCCAGGGCCUGGGCAACGCCUUCCUGUCCCACAUCAGUGCCUGCGAUGGCAUCUUCCACAUGACACGUGCGUUUGCAGAUGAGGACAUUGUCCACGUGGAGGGCAACGUGGACCCAGUGAGGGACAUUGAGAUCAUCCAUGAGGAGCUGAGACUGAAGGAUGAGGAGAUGAUCGGGCCCAUUAUGGAGAAGCUGGAAAAGGUGGCCGUGAGGGGAAGCGACAAGAAACUCAAACCUGAAUAUGACGUAAUGCUCAAAAUCAAGAACUGGGUAGCGGAUGAAAGGAAACAUGUCCGCUACUGUCGCGAUUGGACUAAGAAAGAGAUCGAAGUGUUGAACAUACUGUUUUUACAUCCCAAGCCAAUGAUUUACCUCAUUAACCUCUCAGAGAAAGACUACAUCAGAAGAAAGAACAAAUGGUAAGUAAAAAUAAAAACUUGGGUAGACAGUCACGACCCCGGGGCGCUGGUCAUCCCCUUCAGCGGAGGAGUGGAGAGUCUCCUGCAGGACAUGAGUGAAGAGGAGAUUAAGAAGUACUGCACCGAGCACAAGACUCAGAGCGUUCUGACAAGGAUCAUCAAGGCUGGCUAUGGAGCCCUACAGUUGGAGUACUUCUUCACAGCUGGACCAGAUGAGGUCCGUGCGUGGACCAUCCGGAAAGGAACCAAGGCUCCACAGGCAGCCGGCAAGAUCCACACGGACUUUGAGAAGGGCUUCAUUAUGGCUGAAGUAAUGAAAUUYGAGGAUUUUAAAGAGGGAGGCAGUGAGAACGCUGUCAAGGCAGCGGGGAAAUACAGACAACAGGGAAAAACCUACGCUGUGGAGGACGGAGACAUGAUCUUUUUCAAAUUCAACACGCCGAACCUGCCCAAGACUAAGAAGUGACUCAGUCGCAGUCUGUCGGCUACCAGAAUGGACUGUGCCGUUAGAGAAUUCUUCUUUGUUUUAGACAGAAUGAAGCUGGAGAUUGAUUGCUACCUKCCAAGUCGGCUCAGUCCUUCCUACUGGCCACACUGCCACAUUAUCCCUGUUUAUUUUCUGUCCAGGAGAAUUCUAUACAAUCCCCCUUGCCAAAGCACAGGUCCACUAAACACUGACAGCUUUGCUAUUUAAGAUCAGGAUGGCCCCCCCUCUCCAAAUGGUAGGAGCAUUUGAAGAAGAGUAUUACUCUCUUGAUACUUCAUUAAUCUCCAUCACUGGUGCCAGGCCUGACACAGCUGACAGCAGGGACAAUGCGACCUGCUCCUCUCCUCCUUCCAGAGAUAAUGCAUGUUUUACAGUAGCCCAGAUGUCUACACUCAAUAAAACAUUUGACAAAACCA